AUGUACUGCUCCGCUAUUGUGUUUCUGGCCAUAUCCCUAGCCGUGGAUGUUGAUUCUCAAACCUGGGAUUCCUGGGGAGAAUGGGGAGCUGAAUGCAGUGUUAGUAAGAAGCUUCAUUAUCCACAUUCUCUUCAAUCUUUGCGAAAAUUCCAGACAUGCUCUGGUGCAGUUUCUCGUGGCCGUUCAAGAGUCUGCAUUCCUGGAGACGAUCUGAGCUUUUGCAGUGGUUCUCGUCUGGAAACGGAAUUAUGUCCCGAUUGUACUGCUGAAUGGACCGAAUGGUUUAUCGGUACAGAAUGUUCUGAUACCUGCGGUUUGUGCGGUAGAUUUACGAGAACGCGUGAAUGUAAAAGCCCGGACGGGUGCCCUACUCCUGCUCCUACGGCUUGUGUGUAAGU
Molecule: messenger RNA, 398 nt
Organism: Cylicostephanus goldi
Lineage: Eukaryota; Metazoa; Nematoda; Chromadorea; Rhabditida; Strongylidae
Source: the annotation of a GenBank genome assembly